Messenger RNA from Daldinia decipiens, 913 nucleotides. RefSeq lists its product as uncharacterized. The transcript has a single exon. Lineage: Eukaryota; Fungi; Ascomycota; Sordariomycetes; Xylariales; Hypoxylaceae. Bases 184 to 882 code for a protein of 232 amino acids. The record is from RefSeq and is a predicted model, not a curated record.
CUAGCAUAUAUAAGACAAAUCGAGAACAACUUUACUUCUAGGUAUCAACUCAUCUCCAGUCGAGCUUUCUUUAGCAUCAUCUCUAUCGAGACUUGAACGCAGUAAGUCCAUCUUCGGAAUUCGUUGCUCACAGCCGAUCUCGUAGAAUAGCUUAUCAAAAAUCCUCGAGGACAUCUGCCCAUCAUGCCUCACAACAGUAAACGUCCCUCCUCUAGUUCUAAGCCGGGAGCGAGCGAUGAAUAUCCCUCCACCAUUAUCUCCUCCGUUCCUCAUAAUGCAGCUUACACAGGUGACAACCGUGUCCCUUACAACGAGCGUAUUCGAUCUCUGCGUCGAUCACCAAGCGGGCAUAAGAACGAGACCACGCCGGACGGUAGCCUUGCUUCGGUACCACCAACGUCGGACCCAAGAGAGCCGAGACCUCCUGUCUCCCAUCCUCCUCUAACGCUUUCUACGCUAGCUAACUCUACUCAGGUCACAGAAACCGCGGAAAGCCUUCGCAGCCUACGGUUGUCCCUGGCUGGAUUAGAGAGCAACGGGAAGAACGACGACCGCCUCUUCGAUCGUCGGGUACAUGACGCGAAGGAGGCCUCAGCCAAGAAGAAGUCUAUCGACACAGCCGACGAGAGGCGUCAUAAGCGUACUGGUCAACCCCCCGCCCCUUUGUCUCGAAAAAUUGCUGUGCCCAUAUCUGCUGAAAUGGCUGAGGCAUUAAUGGAUGGCCUUGACGAGCUAUUUGGGAGGGGCUCGAAGAAGAGCGAUGGGAAAAAGAAGGACGACGGCAAGAAGAAGCAUGACGGCAAGGACAAGAAGCAUCACAAGAGGGAUGACAAGAAGGAUGAUGACCACAAAUCCAGAAAAGACGGCCAGACGCAGACUUAAGCAUCGAGCUUAUGGAUUUGCUUGUUCCAAC